CGCCAGUACCUCUUGUGCACUUGUUCAACAGCACUUAAUAUAGUCUAGUAAAAGAUUGAACACUCAUUCAGAAGUUAGUUCAGAAAUCAUUAUGUAUCAUCGCUCACAAUCAUUAUAUCGCUCAUAAUAACCCUAAACCCUAAACCCAAACGCUACGACAAACAAAUAAUCUUCAAGUUAUAGGACAUGACGAAGUCGCAUCCUGUAAAUAAGUCAUGCUACACUUGGUCGAGUAACUGUCGUGCUAGAGAACGUAAACGCAUGUACUUAUGCUACUUUUACUAGAGUUGAAUCAGUAGUACAUGCUAGUGCAUCUUCCUCUCCUUCAUGUAGAUUGUCAAUCAUUUAUUCAGCAGUCACAGUGAUACUAGUUAUUCUUCAAUCUUCCGAAAUAGUUAGUCAGUUGUUAGUAGAACAAGAAUAAGAUCAAGAUGUCCCCCCGUCAAGGCUUCGGUGCUUAUUUCGGAGGAGGAAGUGCAAAAGUGGGGCCUCUGGAAGAUGACCCUCUGGGCAACACUACAACAGAGGGGGGCAGUGCGUCAUCCUCAAACAUUAAGGAUAAUUGUACUGAAACUCAACUAAGUUGAAUUUGUGAUGAGAAGUGUUGUAUCAUACAUUUUUACGCGGAUCAAUGGUUAUGGUGUGCACGUGGAAUACGAUCAUGAGUGCAAGAUGCAACUUGAACAAUAUCUAUAAUAUGAGCGAAACUUUUGUGAAGUAGAGCACUACACUCACAGGGAUCACAUACAUGUACCCCUCAGUGCCACAUCUAAUCCUAGUUCGAACGCAGGUGACGACCACUCACAUGACCUGUUGGGUGUCACAACUACUGGCGACCACUCACAUGACAACGCCUACCAAAAUCAACAACAUGAAACAAUAAGACGAGAUAAAAAACUACGACGAGCUGAACCAGAAGGAGCUUCUUCACGACAGUCGUCAAAGGAGCAAGACGUACCGGGCUACACAGACAGUGGUUUAUCACUUCGACAGUUGCUAAGAGACGGUGCCGUAGACGGCGAACGCCUACAUUCCAAAUUCAGUAGUGCCCUCUCCAACCGGCAUCCAGGGCACACUUCAAUCUUCGAAGAAAAAGGAUCACCGCAGGGUCCUGUUAAGGCUUUUUUAACUUGAGUCACAUGCUAGACACAAAGUGUGUGAGAUAGAUUUACUGAUAGAGAAACCCAAAGACAUUGUAACUCACUACAACACGACGAGGCACGACAUUGGCUAGUUUUCACUAUAUAUAAGAACUUUUUUCCACAAAUGACAAAAUAUAGAGUUUUCCUGGUAAGUACGCGAUCUUCUCGACCAAACAUGAACUACAAGUUCAUCUUCUAAUCUGCGCAAGAGAAGCUGGCUCUUUUCGUUGAUUUUCCGCAAGAACUGCUUCCUUUUCCUCGGAGGCGGACGCUGGUCACAAUUCCUGGUUACAGCGUUGCUGAUUACCGUUUUCGGCUGCUUUGGCCGAUUCGGAGUCGUCCUGGAAGAACAAUGGGUCGGCGCUUACUCCAGAAAAUACGAGAAAUGGGCAAAUAUGCCCAUGGCGACUCAUCGUUAUGAGAUAGAGAAUCGGGCUUAUUUGAUGAAAGAACUCUCUAGUUGUUCUCAAUCAAUCUGGAGGUAAUUAGAUCUGGUUCACCAAAUACAGGUUCUCUACUUAGCUUUCAUUGUUGUACUUUUUUGUUAGUUCUUUAUACGAUAAUUCCACCAACCUCCGCUUUUGUUUCCUCAUGAUCGGCAAUCAGUAUAGAAAAUAAAUGCCUUUCGUGCUCUUUGUCCUGUCUCUCUCUCGUCUUCUAACGUUUGGUCCGAUUGGAGCCUUUUCUGAUGUACAUUCGAUUUCUCCUGGUCGUCGGACUUUUUGGGAUUAUCCAGCCUUUAUCUGCAAUUGUCAAAAUUUUCGCUACCAGCGUGUUUGCCGAAAAAGAAGCCAAGAUGAUGGAGAUUCAAUUCGUAUACGGAUUGCCAAAAUUCACCUAUUGGUCAGCCAACAUGAUAUUCUUCAUGCUUCUGGCAGGCACGGCGUUGUUUGUUUCGCAUCUCUGCGGUCUCAUGUUUUUGACGUGGGCCAACGUGGAAUUCACUCUGAUGGCAACACUAUUUAAGGCCUCACGUAAUUCAUCUUUGAGUUCAUCUGCGGGCUGUUUUCAAGUAGAAAAGCGGGCACAGAUGAGGUGGAAAAUGCUGGAUUAUAGUGCGGUCUUCUAAACUAUGGGAAUGGCGAAUCCUAUACGCAGCACCCAUAUUCGCGAUUUUGGGAGCCUUCUUCGCUGCUGCGACUCUAGCCGUCUUUUGCGAUAAAAGAGAAACUUUUGAAAGUACUAUUUUAUUUGCUCAUCUAGCUGUCUUUUGCGAUAAAAGAGAAACUUUCGAAAGUACUAUUUUAUCUGCUCAUCUAGCUGUCUUUUCCGAUAAAAGGGAAACUUUUGAGAGUACUUUUCUAUCUUCUGUCUAAGGUCGGUCUUUCCAAGAAGAAUAGGACACUUUUAUGAGCUAGAGGCAGUUCACACGUCAUUAUAAAAAAGACUAACACGAAGGCAAUACCUAUGUAAAGAAACUACUCACAUUUUUUUCCCAUUUUUGACGCCCUCCAAACAAACAAACUAUUCUCGCAAAAUUUAAUACAUCAGGUUGGGUAG
Molecule: messenger RNA, 2642 nt
Organism: Amoebophrya sp. A25
Lineage: Eukaryota; Dinophyceae; Syndiniales; Amoebophryaceae
Source: the annotation of a GenBank genome assembly